Messenger RNA from Postia placenta MAD-698-R-SB12, 501 nucleotides. RefSeq lists its product as hypothetical. The coding region runs from base 1 to 501 and encodes 166 amino acids. The record is from RefSeq and is a predicted model, not a curated record. The transcript has 6 exons. Lineage: Eukaryota; Fungi; Basidiomycota; Agaricomycetes; Polyporales; Adustoporiaceae.
AUGAUUCCCACGCUCCGACGUAGGGCGCCUUUUUCUAGCCUUUUUCCAGCCUUGCGCACCGUCGUCGCGUCGUCGCGUCCAACGUGGGAUGACGCGCUAACGGAGACGCAGGGCCGGGCAUGCUCGGAGGCUGCCAAGGACAAGGAAACGGUUCACGCUAUCCAAGGGGGAGUCAAUCCGGACUCUAGCGCGUUCCUGACGAUCGCACCGGCCGCUGUCCUCUUCAUAUAUCUGACUGUCGAUCUCUUGUAUUUCGGUGCGGUCGUCCGACUGGAUCCUUCAGCAAAAGGACAUACGGCGGAUGGGCAUACGGGCUAUCAAACACGCCGUGUUCCGAAUUCUUCCGGUGGCGUCCCGCUACUAGGGCAGUGGAGCUGUCGAGUACGUGUCCUUUAUACAUACUUACAAAGAUUAGCACUGACGAACCCUCGUGCAGCAAUGGCAAUAUCUGGAACCGGUCUCAUCGCGGUGCGCUAUAUCGAGCAAGCGAGUCUACAAUGA